AGUUUAAGUUUUGUUGUCUCGUAAAGUCUUUCAAACUUCUCGUUAACUUUAGACGUAACAGAAAUCAGUCAAUUUGGUAUCGUAGAGACUUCUUCUACACGGCGCGGCGCUACUACUAGUGAAGAAGUUGUUCUCUUUUUCCUCUUAUUUUGUUUAAUAAAAACAAAAAUAAAAGCUAAACUCUUUCCUAACAAAUUCGUGAUAACAAAAAUAAUAUUAUAGCAUCUGUUAGGGUGCUCCUCGAAAUAAGUUUGACUUUACCAUCAGCAGACAUCGUCAAUUCAUUUUUGAUUUUGGCGCUAAGCAAUUUCAGUGGAAAAUUAAAAUUACACUCUCAUUUAAUUGUUUUUCCUUUAAUAAAUUCCGGAUCCGAACUUGUUCUGGCCGUAUUGAAAAAAGGUGUGAAUUUUGUUAUCAAUCAUCAGUUGAAUUUGGUCGACAACAAACAUACAAGACGUUAUAAAAUUUUUCUUUUCACUUCACUCAGCAUUAUUGACGAAAAACAUGGACAUGGACAACACAUCUGACAAUUUAAGAUGUGUAGAUUGUGGCUCAUCUGGAGCGAAUCGCAGUAGUAAUUGCCUUGGAAGAGUUACUGAAGAACCACAACAGCCAACAAGCCUUAGAGUAUUAAGAAAGAACAAUCCAGCCGGACACCCUAAAGAUGUGACUGGCUUGACACACGAAUGUGGAGUAUUUGGAGCGAUAGCUUGCGGAGAUUGGCCAACGCAGAUCGAUGUCGCUCAACUCAUUUGCCUGGGCUUGGUAGCUCUUCAGCACCGUGGUCAGGAAUCAGCCGGUAUUGUAACGAGCAUGGGAAAAUGUUCGAAAAAUUUCAAUGUUCACAAAGGAAUGGGUAUGAUUAAUAAUUUAUUCAAUGAUGACAACAUAAAAAAGCUCAAGGGAAACCUUGGAAUUGGACACACAAGAUAUUCUACCUCAGCUGCAUCUGAGGUAGUAAAUUGUCAACCUUUUGUGGUUCACACAGCACAUGGUGCCAUAGCCAUUGCCCACAAUGGAGAGCUAGUUAAUUGCGAGCAAUUGAGGCGUGAGGUUCUUGGAAGAGGAGUGGGAUUAUCAACUCACAGUGACAGUGAACUUAUUGCUCAAUCAUUAUGCUGCAGUCCAGAUGUCUCAGAAAGAGACGGUCCUGACUGGCCAGCACGUAUUCGUCAUUUUAUGACUCUUGCUCCUCUUUCAUAUUCCCUAGUUGUAAUGCUUAAGGAUAAGAUAUAUGCUGUUCGCGAUUCUUAUGGAAAUCGCCCCCUUUGUAUAGGAAAAAUUGUCCCAAUCAACCUUGGAGGAUUAACAAUAGAAGAUGCACCAGCUGAAGGUUGGGUAGUAUCAAGUGAGAGUUGUGGCUUUUUAUCAAUUGGAGCGCGAUAUGUUCGAGAAGUUGAAGCUGGAGAAAUUGUUGAAAUGACAAGGAAUGGUAUUCGUACCAUCGAUAUCGUAGGACGCCCCGAUUCCCAGAUAAAUGCAUUCUGCAUUUUUGAAUAUGUUUACUUUGCACGAAGUGAUUCGAUUUUCGAGGGACAGAUGGUCUAUUCGGUACGACUGCAGUGCGGUCGUCAAUUAGCCAGAGAAGCUCCAAUUAAAGCCGAUAUUGUUAGUUCUGUACCAGAAUCUGGAACAGCAGCAGCUCACGGUUAUGCCAGAGAGUCUGGACUUCAUUUUGCUGAAGUCUUGUGCAAAAACAGAUAUGUCGGUAGGACAUUCAUUCAACCAUCGACACGACUACGUCAAUUGGGUGUGGCAAAGAAAUUCGGUGCGCUCUCAGAAAAUGUUGAAGGCAAACGAUUAGUACUUAUUGAUGAUUCUAUCGUUCGAGGUAAUACAAUUGGACCCAUAAUUAAACUUCUUCGAGAUGCUGGUGCAGCUGAGGUUCACAUAAGAAUUGCCAGUCCUCCCCUUCAAUAUCCUUGUUAUAUGGGUAUAAAUAUUCCAACCAGAGAGGAACUUAUAGCAAACAAACUUGACGCAGAACAAUUAGCUAGACAUGUUGGUGCUGACAGUUUAGCCUAUUUGAGUGUGGAAGGCUUAAAGAAGGCCGUUCAAAUGAACAAAACAAGCUCGAAUACUAAAAAAGCUGGUUAUUGUACAGCUUGUCUAACAGGUGAAUAUCCUGGUGGAAUUCCAGAGGAACUCAGCUGGUAGAAACAUUAUUUUUUUUUCAAAACAAAUUGAAAUCUCUUCAAAUAAUAUACAUAGCAUUUAAACUUUAUUUACAUUAUAAUGAAUAUAAGUAGAAUUUAUAUUUAUAAACAAAACAAAAAUCAAACAAUAAUAACAUCAACAAAAAGAUGAACACAGAACAAAACGUUUUUGCAUUUCAAUUCAAAAUGUAUUUAUUUACUGUGUAAUUUGCUAUAAUAAUUUUGGCUUCUUUAUUAAAAUAAAUAAUAAGUUUUAAAAUUAAGGAAAAUAUAAAAAACAA
Eupeodes corollae is the source of this 2437-nucleotide messenger RNA. RefSeq names its product amidophosphoribosyltransferase-like. Gene Ontology annotation, biological process: purine nucleotide biosynthetic process; purine nucleobase biosynthetic process. Lineage: Eukaryota; Metazoa; Arthropoda; Insecta; Diptera; Syrphidae. The coding region runs from base 505 to 2157 and encodes 550 amino acids. The transcript is spliced from 9 exons. The record is from RefSeq and is a predicted model, not a curated record. Gene Ontology annotation, molecular function: amidophosphoribosyltransferase activity.